AUUUAAAAAGGCACACGUGGACGCGGUGGGGGCACGCUGUGCAUGCAGGUUAAAUUAGUAAGACAUCCAGCUGCACAUGCUCACCUGACACCCGAACUCCUCGGAGAGGUUUACGAAGAGAUCCAGGGCAGUGUCCAGCUGGAAUCAGUGUUACCAGAAUGUCCUCUUUCUAGCAGGAAAAAAUGGCUUGUGCGUCAUGUAUCGAUGCUGACGGGAUCCCCAGAACCAUUACACGGGCGAAGCGAUGGACAGAUGAAGUAGAGAAUCUGUACAGAUUCCAACAGGCUGGAUACAGGGAUGAACAGGAGUACAAGCAAGUCAAACGGGUCGAGCUGGUUGAUCGUUGGCCCGAGACCGGAUUCGUGAAAAAGCUGCAGCGUCGGGACAAUACGUUUUACUAUUAUAAUAGAAAGAGAGAAUGUGACGACAAGGAGGUCCACAAAGUGAAAGUUUAUGUUUACUGACCAUUGCGGCCUUUUAUAACCAUUUUAAUGCCUAACCCAAUGAUGAACUAUAGUGCACAAUUAAGAACUGGGUUGUUGUAGCACUGAGAGCACCAUAAUGUACGUGCUAUCCUAUUUAUUUAGAUAAUAGUGGUUCAAGUAUGCACAAAUAUUUAUACAGUACCAAUCAGAAGUGUGGACACACCUACAGAACAUAAUUUUUCCCCCCAAGAAACUAAUGACACCUUUCGGUUGGAAAAGCAGGUUGAUGUCUAGUUUUGCUGAUUUAUCACAUUUUACCUUCUGACAGGAAUCUUCUUUAUUGCUUGUACUCUAUGCCCCUUCUGUAAUUUAAACCUGGGCAUGUUUGAUAGUGAAGGUAAAUACUAUUAAAGCAGUUUGCAUAUGUUUGCAUAUGA
Molecule: messenger RNA, 862 nt
Organism: Paramormyrops kingsleyae
Lineage: Eukaryota; Metazoa; Chordata; Actinopteri; Osteoglossiformes; Mormyridae
Gene: meig1
Product: meiosis/spermiogenesis associated 1
Cellular component (GO): nucleus
Source: RefSeq, a predicted model, not a curated record